AUGACACAAGAUGUACUCGAGAAAUACACAGAAUUGUUAGCAAGUAAAUCCCACAAUCUUGUUAACGGAGAUGAAGAAAUAAAGAAACAAUCUCUAUUAACAUCUAAGCACUUAUUCGAUAGAGGCUUACGAGAUGAAGAAAAUAGUUUUAAACAUAUAAACGAUAUACUAGAAACUUUUAAAGUUCCUUCAACUGUUAUAGAAACUCGUCAAAAGAGAAAGAGAGACGAGGAAGCACCUUCAAUGAAGAUUGAACCAACGCCUUUAGAUGAACUCUUCAUCGAUGGCUUCACUAAUGAUCAGAUUUAUCACCAAUUAGACCUUAGAGCGAGCGUUAUAUCUUCUUUAGUUGAGAAGUUAGUCGACGCUUCAGAUGCUACCGACAUACCAGAAGACGACGACGACGACAACGAGAGUGAUGAUAGUAUAAACAAUAAUAUUGAAGACGAAGAGGAUAUCGAUUUGGAUAAUCUCUCACCGGAAGAAAUUCAAGCACUCAAAGACGAAGGUCUUCUCGACGAUGAUGAGGAUGACGAGGAUGACGAGGACGACGAGGAAGAGAACAGUGAAGACGAAGAGAGUGAAUCAGAAGAUGAUGAUGAUCCUACAAUUGGUGAAAUCAGCUAUCAACAACUCAACGACGUUGACGGAAACAGCGAUAGUGAGGACGAUGAGGAUGAUACAACCACCACCAAGCAAAAAGCGCCUAAAAAGGAUGUUUGGGGCUUGGAUGAUGCUUUCUUUUCUAUAGAUGAUUUCAACAAACUCACAGAAGAUCAAGAAAUCAACGAUCGUCUUAGAUCAAGGUCAACAGAUGAUGAUGAUGAAGAUGACGAGGAAGAGGAAGACGUUGAUAUCUUCUCAGCCGAUGCUGCAGCUCAACUUGAGAAUGACGAUGAGAACGCUAAUGAUAUCUACUUCAAUGACUUCUUCGCCCCACCUCGUAAAGGAUGGUCACACAACGGUAAACCAAGUUACUCACUCUCAGAUCCUCAUCCAACUACGAAAGAAAAGAGUAAACAAGACAAGAAGAAGAAAGAGAAAAGAAGGUCAUCUGUUCGUUUUGAUGAUUCCGUAAAGGUACAGAAGAUUAAGAACAAGAGUAGAGGUAGUAUGCGUGAUGAUGAUGACGAAGAAGACGAGGAUGAGGAUGAUGGUGACGAGGUCGUUUUAGACGAAAAUGAUCUUGUUGAUGGUGACAUACUCGAUGAAGAUGCUCUUGGUGAAAGUGUAGGCAAAUUCGACGAUGAGGAGAUGGAAGAAGAAGAAGAAGAAGAGAGUGAAGAAGACAAUGGCGAAGAGGAUGAGGAUGAAGAAGAUCAAGAUGACCAAGCAGUUGGACAGCAAACAAUGGAGAAGUUCAACUCUGAUCUUUUCGCUGAGGAGGAAGAAAAUGAUGAGGAUGCUGAUGAAGCUCCAGCAUCUGCUCACGGUCGCAGAAGAGCAGCACUCGCACGUCAAAUUGCUGACUUGGAAGAUGAAAAUGUCGCUGAUAAGGAAUGGACUCUCAAGGGUGAAGUUACAUCAAAGGCCAGACCAGAAAACAGUCUUCUAGCUGAAGAUCUUGAUUUUGAAACAACAGCUAAAGUAGUGCCGGAGAACACUGAAGAAAAGACACAAAGCCUUGAAGAUUUGAUAAGAAAGCGUAUUAUAGAGGAAAACUUCAAUGACGUUCAAAGGGUUAGCCAAGUGGAUGAUAAACCAUUCCUUCCUUCUAGGUUAUUUGAAUUGAGUGAUCAGCAAUCCUCACAAGGUUUGGGUGAUCUUUAUGCCAACGAGUAUGCAGGAACGUCUCAAAACCCAGACGACAAACUUGCUAAAGAACACAAGGAAAUUGAUGAAAUGUGGAAUCAAUUGUCAAGUAAAUUGGAUGCGCUUUCUAAUGCCCACUUUACACCAAAGGCACCAAAAGCUACAAUUGAAACAGUUUCUAACACUCCAUCAAUUAGUCUUGAAAAUGCCUUACCUACUGCUCAAAACAGCUCUACUGUUGCUGCACCAGAAGAGGUUUAUAGUGCUAACAAAUUUGGUAAUGUCGCUAAAGACGAAAUGACACCAGAGGAGAAACGCGCACAACGUAACAAGAUCCGUAAGAGUCGCGCCAAGGAUAGACAGAAGAUUGCAUCCGUCGUUGAUGAUAAGUCUCGUAAACAGAGAAUGACUGUAGCAGAUGAGAAGAGAGAAGCAUUGAAGAAGUUAACCCAAGGAAAGGGUGUAACUGUCGUUGGUAAAGGCAAAGUUGAUAAUAAGAAGAAAAAAGGAAAUAGUGAAACAGGAAAGAAUGCAGCAGGGUUGAAGUUGUAA
This is a messenger RNA of Wallemia mellicola CBS 633.66, 2304 nucleotides long. Its product is annotated as Mpp10 protein. The transcript has 4 exons. The coding region runs from base 1 to 2304 and encodes 767 amino acids. Gene Ontology annotation, biological process: rRNA processing. The record is from RefSeq and is a predicted model, not a curated record. Lineage: Eukaryota; Fungi; Basidiomycota; Wallemiomycetes; Wallemiales; Wallemiaceae. Gene Ontology annotation, cellular component: nucleus; small-subunit processome; sno(s)RNA-containing ribonucleoprotein complex.